Messenger RNA from Phoenix dactylifera (date palm), 3888 nucleotides. The record is from RefSeq and is a predicted model, not a curated record. NCBI's taxonomy places the organism in Eukaryota, Viridiplantae, Streptophyta, Magnoliopsida, Arecales, Arecaceae.
CAGUAGUGAUAGUAAAUGCAAAAAUAAUGUGAUGGUGGUGGUAUGUUAGAGGUCGUGGUGGUAGCAGUAGUGCGGAAGAGGUGGUGGGUAUGAUGGAAACAAUGAUUAUGGCGAUGGUGGUAGCGGCAACGAUGGUGAGAAUAGCGGUGGUGGUUGAAACAAUGACGGCAUUGAUAGUAGCAAUGAUGGUGGUGGUGAUGGAUAUGAUGAUGGCGGUCAUGGAGAUGGUGUUAGUGGCACUGGUGAACAUAUGAGUUUCUUAUUUUAGAAAUAAUGAAAGUAAUAUUUUUUUAAUUUUUAAAAAUGAUAAAAAUAAGAAAAAUCACAAAGAUGUCCCUUCAAAUUUGUGCGAGAAAUAAUUCAUCCCAAAUUUUUAGAAUGUUUCAAUUAGAUACUGUAGCUUAUCUUUUAUUGCAGUAUGGUCCAACUAUCUAUUUGCACUCUAACAUCAUUAAUGGAUCGAGAAAGAAUUCAAUUCAGAUAGUUCAUAUAUAGUAUUACGCAACCGGAUGUAUCUUUCAUGCAAAAGAAGGAUACAUAUUUUUAUGCGCGGUGCCAUCAUUGGAUCACCUACCACACAGAUGUCAACAUGUUCCUUGGAUCACCUACUAGCAUGUUGGAUCACCUUUAACUAACAGAUAAACUCCAUCGUUUAUCCAUUGGCACAGAUCUCAAAGCAAGUAGUGGAUAGAGGUCAAGCUUCGGUGCCUUCUCCAAUGUUUCCUCCACCCAUGAAUCCAUAUCCUCCUCCACCCAUGCCAUCUCCAAUGGCAUUGAGGCCUUCAACAACAAUAAGGUCUACGCUGUUGGCGAGUCCAUUAGCCAUGUCGAGUGGGCCUCUACCAUCGCCUUGGUGGGCCUCUGAACCAUAGCUGAGGCUAUGAUUGCCAAUGGAGGCCUCUAUUGCCUCGGAUCCACAAUACCCUUUGCAAAUCCAUCAUCGAUGAGGGCCUUUAACGCCUUGGUUUCCAAAAGCCCUCCCCAAUCCCAGAUCCAAAAGCUUGAUUGGGGGGUCCUCGACCUCAAGAUCCCCCCUAGCUAGGCACUGCCCCUGUCGCCCUCAAGACGCUUUUCUCCAAAGAGCGGAUCCUCUAUGACCACAUCUUUGCAAGCUCCAAUUCCAUUCGUGAGUCCUGAUUCGCUAACAUCAUCCGCAACGCCACCACCAUCUUCCUUGGAUUCCUCGAACCCAUGGUGAAAAUUAAGCUAUUGCCGGAGAAGCUAUUUGGGAUCAUCGAUCUCUAUAAUGUAGGGGUGAAAGUGGAUUGGGUAAUAUUCAUCCGAAUCGGUUUUUGUAUCCGAAUCUAUCUGCAUAUAGAUAAAAUUUGAGCAUCCGACUAAUAUCUAUAUCUGUAUUCAUAUCUGUUAAAGAAAAAUGGAUAUUGAUAGACAACUAUCCGAUUUAUAUCCAUAUUCAUAUCUAUACUUUCGGUAUCUUUUUUUCAAAAAAAGAUUAAUCACAUAUAAAGCAUAUCCCUAAGGUUGGGAUAAAGGCUGGUGAAUGUGCUUCUUUCAUCGAAUUAUUCAACCAACUUUCACCGGUCGUGAGAUGAAAGACCGUCGAUCACAUUUUCUUUCCUCCUCUUCUUCCGGGCAUCACAAGGCCCUUUAGCUAAUCCACUCUACCUUGUUUUUUUGGAGGCCCCCCCAAGAAAGGACCAAGUCUCUUGCUAUCCGUUGGUACACUCAAAUUUGAACCCUAUAAAUAUAGCAGCCACUUGCGCCAAAACUACCAACCUCCAUGCAAUCCUCCCACAUCCAAAAACCCCUCACAAUCGCCCACCUCAAACCCCUCUCCACCCUCUUCAAAUCCACCUUCGCCUCCGACCCCAACCCCCUCCCAAGAUUCAUCCCAGACCACCCGAUCCUCCCUCUCAUUGAAUCACUCCAUGCCCACCCCCACACAGACCCCAGAACCCUCCACGCCCACGCCAUCACCUCCGGUCUCAUCCGCGACCCCUUCGCCGCCAGCCGUGUCAUCCAACUCCUCCUCCGCCCCGGCCCCGCCGCCGACCUCCGUUACGCCACCGCGGUCUUCAAUGCACUACACCGGCCCGAUGUCUACACCUGGAACGCCAUGAUCGCCGGCCACGCCGACCGUGGCUUGCCCGACUCCGCCGUCGCCUUCUAUUUCUGCAUGCGGGCCAGCCGAGCCCCGCCGAACACCUACACCUUCGCCCUCCUUGUAAAGGCUUGCAUUGAUGGUGGUAAUGCCGGAAUGCUUAUCGGCUUAGGAAAGGAAGUCCAUGGCCAAGUUCUCAAGUGCGGAGUGGAGGACAUAAUUGUCGUUAAGAAUUCUCUGUUGAAUAUGUACUGCGCCAUGGGCCGCUUGGCAGAGGCUCGCCUCUUGUUUGAUAGGAGCCGGAACUUGGAUUUGAUCUCCUGGAAUACUUUGAUCUCGGGCUAUGGGAAGAACGGAGAAAUGCUAACUGCAAGAGAGCUAUUUGAAAGAAUGCCUGAGAGAAGCUUGGUUUCUUGGAGCGCCAUGAUCGACGGAUGUGUGAGGAAUGGGGAUUUCUCCGAGGCCUUGAGGUUGUUUGAUGAGAUGCAGGCUGAGAGGAUGAAGCCUGAUGUGGUGACUUUGGUCAGUGUUUUGAAGGCUUGCGCUCAGUUAGGCGUGCUCGAUCAGGGGUGCAGGAUCCACCGCUACAUCGACAGGAGUGGUCUUGUGAGGGAGGACAAUGUGAUACUUGAGACUGCUCUAGUGGACAUGUACUGCAAAUGUGGGUGUAUAGAUGAAGCUUUGAAGGUAUUUGAUAAAGUCCGCAGCGGGGAUGUUGUGUCAUGGAAUGCGAUGAUCAGCGGGCUUGCAAUGCACGGCCAUGGAGAGCGUGCGCUCGAGCUAUUUGGGACGAUGAAGGAGAGGGGGAUAAUACCAAAUGAGUCGACGUUCAUUGCAGCUCUGUGUGCAUGCACCCAUGCUGGAAUGGUUGAGGAUGGGAAGAAGAUAUUUGAGUCCAUGAGAGAGUAUGGUGUUGAGCCACACAGAGAGCACUAUGGGUGCUUGGCUGAUCUUUUAGGCCGAGCAGGUCAGGUGGAGGAGGCUGAAGAGGUCUUACUUAGCAUGCCAAUGGAGCCACAGGCAUCGCAGUGGGGUGCACUGAUGUCGGCAUGUCGGACACACGAUAAAAUAGAGGUGGGGGAGCGAGUCGGGAAGCGUUUGAUCUCUUUGGAACCAUACGAUGGAGGUCGGUAUGUCUUAAUGGCUAACAUGUAUGCAGUUAAUGGUCAAUGGGAUGAUGCAGGGGGCAUGAGGAGGGUAAUGGAAGAGAUGGGGGCCAAGAAAGAGACGGGGUGUAGUUUCAUAGAGUAGUAGAAUUGAACAGCCAAUGAGUUCAUUAUGAGAGAUGCUUUGUCAACCUUGAGAAGAGAGUUUGGUAACGAACACAUUGCAGUUACUAAUGGAAUUGCAUGAAAUGGUAGAGAAGGGGCUGAGUUAUCUGAUUAAAACAAGGAGCUCGCCCAUAACCAAACUGGUUUCUAAGAGCCACCAGGGAGAGAAUCAUACGACAUAGACACAACUUUUACAGGUUUAAGAAGCAUCAUGCUCCUAGAAUGACUAAUGAGCAUCGCUGGAGGUGAUUCAUGUUUUAGAUUCAGCAUUUCAGGGUAUUUGAAGUGGCUUAUAAAUUUCUAGAAUGUGCUCAAAAUUAUAAAUAUUUCCUCCUGUAAUUAUGUGAUAUAGUUGUGCAGACAGAUGAACUAGAUGAAAGUUGUGAAGUAGGAUAAGCUUCAUCUUGGAGGAUGAGAAAUUGAUCCCAAAUGGAUAGGUUGAGACUUUUCGAACUUUUUCGAUUUAGAUUCAGCAAAUAAUAAGUGUUAAUGUAAAAAAAGUGUUUGAGAGGAUCAAAAAAAUAUUUUGUUUAUACUAUUUUACAGGAUAUUAAA